This is a messenger RNA of Mirounga angustirostris (Northern elephant seal), 1637 nucleotides long. RefSeq names its product chromosome unknown C19orf18 homolog (gene CUNH19orf18). NCBI's taxonomy places the organism in Eukaryota, Metazoa, Chordata, Mammalia, Carnivora, Phocidae. The record is from RefSeq and is a predicted model, not a curated record. The annotation marks the transcript as partial. The transcript is spliced from 7 exons.
ACACGAACCAGCCACGUCGCAGUGAAAGCACCGAAGGCCGGGAGAAGCGCAAAGGCAGCCAAAGACCGCGGCCACGGCCGAGAAGCUGGCAGCCGAUUCGCGUCACUGGAAAACAGUCCGGCACUUCCGAGCUUCGGCAAACCGCCCCGGCAAGCGGCGGCCCACGCGGCGGGGAGACGCCGCAGGGGCCCAGCCUCGCAAGACGGGCCCCGGCGCGCUUCGCGCGUGCUGGGCGUUUCUCCCGGCCGGCUUAGCGGCGCGCGCGGCCCGAGUAGGCGGAGGGUGGAGCUGAGGACGACGGAGCCCCGGAGGGGACAGCCCGGCGUGUGCGCCUGCGCUCCCCUCACACCGGCGCCCGCGAAGCGACCCCGCGGGAGCGGGCCCUCCCGGCCGGACCUGCAGCCGCCGCGGCCGGCGCGGGCCUCCCGCAGAGCCCGCUGCAGCCGCCUCACGGCCCCCGGAACCGCCCCGCCGCGAGCGGGAUGCGGGCGCCGACCCCGCUCACCUCCGGCCCCGGGCUGCGCGCAGGCGUCUCGGGCGCCGCCGCCGCCCCGCCCGGCCCGCGCGUCCUGCGGUUACCUGGGAGACGCGGCGGCGCCGCUUGGCCUUCUGGGACCCGCCCGGCGCGCGGGCGAAGAGCGCCGAGAGGGUCCUCCUCUGCCCUCAGUCGCCGGCUCGCCCAGCUCGCUUGCGGGGCGUUCGCUCCCAGGGCGCAGGAGCGAUCGCGGGGGCGUGGAAGUUCCGUGGCGGGUGGGCCCGUCGACGUCCCUGCGGGGCCUGGCCUGGGGCAGUCGGCGAAGGCUGGGACGACAGAAUUAUAACACCAGGAGUCGACUGUACCCCAUGAGGAGCUGCUCAGCGUGGGCACUUAGAGAGCGAGCUCAACCAAGCAGGUGGGGAGCAGAAGCUCUGAGACCUACUAUACCCAGGCAAUUCCCAGGGCAUAAUGGUAGUAGGAAAGGUGAUACACGUAACCGUAUAAAGAACAACCAGAAUUUUAUAGCACACUCAACACCCACGAAUACCGACACCUGGAAUGCAGCACUGAUUUCGCACAGACCUGCUCUUGUUCAAGUAGUUAUAAUUGCGUGUGUAGCCUUUAGCAUUGCCCUGAUAUGUGGAAUCGCUAUUUCCUAUGUGAUAUAUCGGCUGGUCCAGGCUGAGGAAAGACAGCAACUGGUGUGGCUUUGUAACAAUGUCAGGACACCGUUCCUGGGAGAUGAUGACAAUGAUGUCGACGACGACAAGGAGGACUCGGAGGAUGAGAGCUUGGAUGAAUCCACCUACCUACUUCCAGAGAAUGAGGAGGAGCUCGAAAACUUCAUUCACUCAGUUAUUAGAUCCAAAAGAAGAAAGCAUAUGGUAAACAAGAGAUUGAAGAAAGAACAAGAUUUAUUAAUGGAAACAAAAAUAGGGAAUUCUAUGCACAGUAUAUUCUCAGAGGGUCUAUGAGAGCAAACGAAAGAGAUGCAGGACGUGCCAGCCCGUGGGGAGCCAACAGUUGCAAGGACAGCUCACGACUGGGGACCUGAGCAUGACUUACUCCUGGAGAGCUCUGUUCAGAGCACGCUAAAGAAGAAAACUAGAAGUAUAUAACAGAAAAUAAAUUCAUAUGUGCAAUGAUUCUUGAUUCUUAG